AUGAAGCCGCGCCAGACCAAAGCCAAGCCAGAAUCAUCCGCACUUCAAGACAACCAAGUCGGAGGCGGAACUCACCCGGCCGCCCCCUCACCCAUCACGCCCACGACCACGCCCACCACGCCCACCACGCCCACCACGCCCUCAGAGCUCACCGAGGAGUCGAUGGUGCGUCUCCUGGCGAAGCACGGCGCCCUUCUGGAUACGCAGGACAAGUACGGCCAGACGCCCUUGCAUUUCGCCUCCAUGACGGGGAACUUGGCGGCGGCGAGGGACCUUGUCAAGUGCGGAGCCGUGGUGGAGAUCGAGGACAACCAGCAAAUGACGCCCAUCAUCGUCGCGGCCACGUACGGAUACGCAGACAUCGUUCGUUUACUUCUCGUCCAAGCCAAAGCCAACAUCAGACACGCGGACUCAUCCAAACAAAACGCUUUGCACAGAGCAGCGAAAGGAGGACAUUUGGAAAUCGUGAAGAUGAUGAUCCAGACUGCUAAGACAAUGAAGAAUUUCCAGAGUUUCUUAGACGCUCGAGACGCCAAGAAGAAAACGUCCUUGUAUCAUGCAGCGAGCAAUGGUCAUGCAGAGGUCGUGGCCCUACUACUUGCCGAAGGAGCGGAUGUAGACGCCGACAACGUGACAUUAGCCACGCCCCUUCACGCCGCAGCCAGCGUGGGUAACGUGUUGGUGAUCUCGAUGCUGCUGGAGUACAACGCCCAACUCGACGCCGCCGAUCUCUACCAGCGCACGCCCCUGAUGUACGCGGCGGGCGGCGACCACACGGAGGCCAUUGCGACGCUGGUGUCCAGGGGCGCCAGCAUGGAUGCCAGGGACUUAAACCGGUCGACGCCCCUGCUGAUCGCGGCGCAGAGCGGGCACGCGGCGGCCGUGCAGGCACUCCUCGACCUGGGUGCCAACGAGAGGGCCAUGGACAAGCUGGACAAGACGGCGCUCUACCUCAGUGCCGAACAUGGCAAGCUGGAGGCUCUGCAGGUGCUGACGGAGAGCGAGCGAGGACGCGACCUUCUGAACAUCACCGACUGCUACGGGCGCCCUCCCCUCCACGUGGCGGUGUCCUGCGGCAACAUGGCGGUGCUGGAGAUGCUGCUGAGGUCGGGGGCGGAAAUCUACAAGAAGAAUGAGGAGCAGGACACCAUUCUUCAUUUGGCUGCGAGGAAGGGACACACCAGCAUCGUCCGCGAACUCGUAGUGGAAUGUCGGACUAUGCUUGACGCCGAGAAUGAGGACCUAGACACGCCCCUUCACCUCGCCUGCAAAUUCGGACACGAGGAGGUGGUCAAGGUGCUGCUCGCAUCAGGUUCCGACGUAGGUGACACCAACGCCGCCUGUGCUACUCCCUUGCACCUGGCCGCGGAGAAGGGACACACCGAGUGCUGCAGGAUGCUGUUGCAACACGGGGCGCAUAUUGAUUGCUUUAAUAAGGACAACAAAACCCCCCUCCUCCUAGCGGUGUUGGGGAGCCACGUGGGAGUCACUCGCCUCCUCCUCGACCACGGAGCAUCCCUCAGAUCCCGAGAUGCGUCGGAGAUGAACGCCUUGGAGAUCGCCAUAGAAAACGGGUUGAAGGACGUGGUCCUCAGCAUCAUCCGAUCCCCAGCGUGGGAGGACGGGCUGAGGAAGGUGUACGAGGACCCGGAUGGACACAGAGCAACGCCCUUCAGGAAACUUAUCGAGAAAAUGCCUGGGGUCGCUGAAGAAGUGCUGGACAGGUGCAUCAAAACCACCAAGACAUCCCUCGACGAAAAGAAAAUUCAAGAAGAAGUCAAUUUUGAAUUUCUCGACGACACCUACCAGCUGCACACCGGUCCCUCCCAAUUCGACUCCCGCGGGAGACUGGUAUCGAGCGCUCGACCUUACACUACGAAUGCCCGGGUCCUCACCAAUAACCAUCCGCUGAUGCUUAUGGUUGUGUACUUAAGAACGAACCUGUUGGCUCAUCCUGUGUGCGUUCAUCUCAUCAAACAGAAGUGGUAUAAUUAUGGCAGUGUACAACAGUUUGUGUACUAUGGCAACCUGUUCCUUUACCUCACCUUCGUCACGUGCCUCACCGGUUACGUCAUCUCUGUCAGGGAUCUGAACUGGGUGACGGGAGGCAACAUGACCGAUUUGCUGAGAGACGCCGGUCGGUGCCGCGAAGUGGACUGGGAGAGCGACUUCCGGCUGACUCUCCUGAAGGCGUGCAAGGGCAUCAUAAUUGCCCUCGCGGUGGUCGAGAUGCUGAAGGAGGUGUCUCAGAUCUAUCAGGCGCGGUUGGCCUACCUCACCUUCGAAAACCUCCUGGAGUGGAUCUGCUACGUGACGGCCGUCGUCUUCGUUUUGGAUUUCGCUGACUGCCCCAUCAAACAGGAUUGGCAGUGGCAAGUCGGAGCGACGUCCAUAUUUCUCGCCUGGAUUAACUUCCUUCUGUUCAUCCGUGUGUUCCCGUUCUUUGGCAUCUACGUCAUCAUGUUCACCGAAGUGUUCACGACGUUCAGCAGCUUCUUCGUGGUGUUCUUCCUGUUCAUUAUCGCCUUUGCGCUGGGGUUCUAUACUGUGUUAGGGACGCAGUUUGCCUUCCGAAGUCCCUCCCAUUCCCUCCUCAGGACGUUCGUGAUGAUGAUCGGCGAGAUUAAUUUCGUGGAGGUCUUCAGCAACAACGAUGACCCUCUUGAGUAUCCCCAAGUGACCUACGCCCUCGUCAUCGCCUUCCUGGUCAUCAUGUCCAUCCUCAUCAUGAAUCUGCUGGUGGGUCUGGCCGUCGACGACAUCAAGGCCGUACAGGAGCAGGCCAUGUUGCAGAAGCUGGCUAUGCAAACCAAGCUGCUGAUGGAAGUCGAGAUGGUGAUCCCCGACCGAGUGCGCCGGAAGUACGUCGUGAGCAAACUCGAGGUGACCGGCACAAGGAGAAGUCUCCUGUCCUGGGUUUUGGGCAAGAUCACCCUCAGCGAAGCCAAGGAGGUCGACGAAAUGGAGACCCUCCGGAGAGAAGUCCUCAGCCUCAACUCAGCCAUGAACGACCUGGGCGAGAUGAAAGCCAUGCUGACUGAUAUGGCUGAGCUGAAGUCUGCUGUGAAGGACGUGGGGGAACUGAAGACACAGGUGGCCGAGGUUCUGAACCAUAUGCAUCCUCAGACUAAGAGAACCAAGUCGAUUUUCAGGAUAUUUUGA
This is a messenger RNA of Penaeus chinensis, 3162 nucleotides long. RefSeq names its product transient receptor potential cation channel subfamily A member 1 homolog. Gene Ontology annotation, cellular component: membrane. The coding region runs from base 1 to 3162 and encodes 1053 amino acids. NCBI's taxonomy places the organism in Eukaryota, Metazoa, Arthropoda, Malacostraca, Decapoda, Penaeidae. Gene Ontology annotation, biological process: monoatomic ion transport; transmembrane transport. The record is from RefSeq and is a predicted model, not a curated record. The transcript is spliced from 22 exons. Gene Ontology annotation, molecular function: protein binding; monoatomic ion channel activity.